Molecule: messenger RNA, 2105 nt
Organism: Vicugna pacos (alpaca)
Lineage: Eukaryota; Metazoa; Chordata; Mammalia; Artiodactyla; Camelidae
Gene: IFT38
Product: clusterin associated protein 1
Biological process (GO): cilium assembly
Cellular component (GO): microtubule organizing center; intraciliary transport particle B; cilium
Source: RefSeq, a predicted model, not a curated record
UCGCAGUCCGGGGUCUCAACGCCAUCGCGCUGCGGGCGCUUCUCCAGGGCUUCGGUCGGGGGCGCGGCUAGCUACUUUACACAUGCCAGAGAGAAGUGUGCUGGGCACAGGACCCAGGCGGGAGACUCAGCUUCGUGACAUUAUCGUACAUUCUUUCUAGAGGAGUUUAGGAGGAAAUGAGAAGCAGUAUGUAGAGCGCCUAGCAUAGUGUCAGGCACUUAGUAGGUGCUCAGACCGUGUUAGCCAGUGCCAGAUGUUUGCCAAUUGUGUGAAGAGGGCCCAGGUGUCAGCUGGGGCUGGAUCCCAAAGCCCGCUCCCUCGGCAACGCGGGAUGCCCCCUGCCGGCCGGCUGCCCUCUCUCGGGCCCGCAUGGAGUAUGCGCACACGGCACGGCCGUUUUGCCGCCCGUAUUGUUUGGCCCCGGCUGCGCGCCGUCGCGGGCUCCGCGCGUUGCCAUAGAGACUCAUGAGCGCUGAGUGGCGAGCUGCGGAGACCGUUGGCUUCUCCGGAGCAGAGCGCCAUGUCUUUCCGCGACCUCCGCAAUUUUACAGAGAUGAUGCGAGCCUUGGGAUACCCUCGAAAUAUUUCUAUGGAAAAUUUCCGCACACCAAAUUUCGGACUUGUAUCUGAAGUGCUUCUCUGGCUUGUGAAAAGGUAUGAACCUCAGACUGACAUCCCUUCUGAUGUUGAGACUGAACAAGACCGAGUUUUCUUCAUUAAGGCAGUUGCUCAGUUCAUGGCCACCAAGGCACAUAUAAAACUCAAUACUAAGAAGCUUUAUCAAGCAGAUGGGCACGCAGUGAAAGAGCUGUUGAAGAUCACGUCUGUCCUGUACAACGCUAUGAUGACCAAAGGGAUGGAGGGCUCUAAGACAGGAGAGGAAGAUACCAGCAAGUUCAAGUUUGAUAUUAGCUCAAAGAUUGCAGAUUUGAAAGCAGCCAGGCAGCUUGCUUCAGAAAUCACUUCCAAAGGAGCAUAUCUGUAUGACUUGCUGGGCAAGGAGGUGGAGUUGAGGAAACUGAGAACAGAAGCAAUUGCCAGACCUCUGGAAAUAAAUGAGAUGGAAAAAGUGAUGAGAAUUGCAAUAAAAGAAACUUUGGCACAGGUUCAGAAAACUAAAGACCUGCUCAAUAACGUGGCCUCUGAUGAAGCUAACUUAGAAGCCAAAAUUGAAAAGAGGAAAUUAGAGCUGGAAAGAAAUCAGAAGCGACUCCAGACUCUGCAGAGUGUCAGGCCAGCCUUUAUGGAUGAAUACGAGAAGGUUGAGGAAGAGCUGCAAAAGCAGUAUGACGUUUACCUGGAGAAAUUUCGAAAUCUGGCUUAUCUGGAACAACAACUCGAGGACCAUCAUAGGAUGGAGCAAGAGAGGUUUGAGGAAGCUGAAAACACUCUCCGUCUGAUGCAGAACAAGCUCAAGGAGGAAGAGAAGCGGCUGCUCAAGACUGAAAGUCAGCCAGGAGAGCCCGAAGCAGCCCUAAGUGAUAAGCCUGCAUGGAGUUUGUCCCCUUCUGAGAGGCCCGGCACAGGUAAUGAUGACUCAGACAUUGACAUCCAGGAGGACGAUGAACCCGACAGUGAACUGGAGGAGAGACAGCUGUCCAAGCCGCGGACUGCCAUGGAGGUGCUCAUGCAAGGAAGACCCAGCAAGCGCGUCGUGGGCACAAUGCAAGGUGGAGACUUGGACGACGACAUGGAAGCAGCACCAGCUCUCUUAGGUAAAUGCAAGACUUCCAGCUCCAAGAAGCAGCCACUCCUGACUGCUGCUCUGCCAAGCCCUUCCUUCGCAUGGGUGUUGCUGGUUUUUGAGCUACUAGUGAAAAGGAGGACUCGGAGGACAGUAAGAUUGACGUGGAGGAUGACGAGGAAGACGACGAUGACCUGGAAGACGAGAGUAUUGCUCUGUCCCCAGCUAAGCCCAGUCGGAGAGUCCGGAAACCUGAGCCCCUGGAUGAGAGUGACAAUGACUUCUAACCUUCUUGCCAAGGGACGCAAGCAGAUUAAAACCCUCAGAUUUGUAGAAAUUAAAGGGUCAGAAGGAAACGUGCACUUUGUUCAAUAAGCCAGCUGGACUCAUCGUUAAUAAAGCAAAAGCCCUCUCUGCUUUA